AUGAGUUGUCAAGCGGAGAAUCCGUUUGCAAGCCUUUCAAGAUCAAGAAAAGAAGACGAGGAGGCUCUGAGAUGGGCGGCGAUAGAGAAGCUUCCGACCUAUAAUCGGUUGAGAACAUCCCUACUGCAAUCUGUUGUGGAGGUUGAGAAUCAUGUCACCAAGAAAUUGCACAAACAAGUGGAUGUCAGGAAGCUUGAUGCCAACGACAGGCAGGAGUUCAUGGAGAGCAACUUUAAAGUUGUCGAGGAAGAUAAUGAGAAAUUCUUUAGGAAACUAAGAGAUCGUAUCAACAAGGUGGGGAUCGCAGUGCCCACAGUAGAAGUUAGAUUUGAGCAAUUAGGAAUAGUAGCUGAUUGCUAUGUUGGCAACAGAGCUCUUCCAACUCUUGUCAAUACGGCAAGAAACAUUGCAGAAACAGCUCUUGGUGGUUGUGGAAUCAGAUUGACUAAGAGAACAAAACUCACAAUCCUUAGAGAUGUGUCUGGGAUCAUAAACCCAUCAAGGAUGACCCUCUUGUUAGGCCCUCCUUCAUCUGGAAAGACUACACUUUUGUUGGCACUGGCAGGAAAGUUGGACCCAAAUUUGAAAGUGCGAGGACAAGUCACUUACAAUGGUCAUAGGCUUGAUGAGUUUGUGCCACGGAAGACAUCUGCCUACAUUAGCCAAAAUGAUGUUCAUUUGGGUGAUCUAACAGUUCAAGAAACCCUAGAUUAUUCAGCUAGGUUCCAAGGAGUUGGGAGCCGAUAUGAUCUUCUAACUGAGCUCUCAAGGAGAGAGAAAGCUGCUGGAAUUUUUCCUGACACUGAAGUUGAUCUUUUCAUGAAGGCAACUGCAAUGGAGGGAGCUGAAAGCAACCUAAUUGUUGAUUAUAUUCUCAAGCUCUUGGGGCUCGAUAUGUGUAAGGAUACACUUGUUGGAGACGAGAUGCAGCGAGGAAUUUCUGGUGGACAAAAGAAGCGAGUAACAACAGGGGAGAUGAUUGUGGGACCAACAAAUACUCUUUUCAUGGAUGAGAUAUCAACUGGUCUAGACAGCUCCACAACAUUUCAAAUUGUGAAGUGCAUGCAGCAGAUUGCGCACCUCACUGAGGCAACAAUCUUGAUGUCCCUACUCCAGCCGGAUCCUGAGACGUUUGAUCUCUUUGACGACAUCAUCCUCCUAUCAGAGGGCCAGAUCGCCUAUCAGGGCCCAAGAGAGCACGUGCUUGAAUUCUUUGAGAGGUGUGGGUUCAAGUGCCCCGAAAGGAAGGGCACUGCUGACUUUUUGCAAGAGGUUACAUCGAAGAAGGAUCAAGAGCAGUACUGGGCAGAUAGGAGCAAGCCCUACAGCUACAUAUCUGUCUCUGAAUUCGCAAGGCAGUUUAAGGAUUUCCAUGUUGGCUUGCAGCUUCAGAAUGAGCUCUUCAUCCCCUAUGACAAGUCAAAAAGCCAUGAAGCAGCUCUUGCUUUCUCAAAAUACUCUAUCCCAAAAAUGCAGCUCCUCAAAGCCUCUAUGGAUAGGGAAUGGCUCUUGAUCAAGAGGACCGCGCCUGUUUACAUCUUCAAGACUGUCCAGAUUAUAGUUGUCGCCGUCAUUGCAUCAACCAUGUUCUUGAGGACAACGCUAGAUAUUACAUAUGAUGAUGGGUCUCUAUACGUUGGUGCAAUUAUAUUUUCCAUGAUUGUCAAUAUGUUCAACGGUUUUGCUGAGCUCUCUAUAGCAAUCAUGAGGCUUCCUGUGUUUUACAAGCAUAGGGAUCUCCUAUUUUACCCCGCAUGGGCCUUCACCAUACCAAAUUUCUUGCUUCGUGUUCCCAUUUCAGUUUUGGAGUCUAUAGCUUGGACAGCUGUGACAUAUUAUUCAAUUGGAUAUGCACCAGAAGCUAGCAGGUUUUCCAAGCAACUUCUGGUGAUAUUUCUGAUCCAACAAAUGGCUGCUGGGCUAUUUAGGCUCAUGGCUGGGGUAUGUAGGACUAUGAUCAUUGCCCAUACCGGAGGAGCACUUUCUCUGCUCCUCUUGUUCCUGCUUGGAGGGUUCAUCCUUCCCAAAGGACAAAUUCCUGUAUGGUGGUCAUGGGGUCACUGGGUUUCGCCUCUAUCAUAUGGUUUCAAUGCCUUGACUGUCAAUGAGAUGCUUUCCCCAAGGUGGAUGAACAAACUGGCAUCAAACAAUAUGACAAUGUUGGGUGUGGCAGUGUUGGAGAGAUUUGAUGUUCCCCACUACAAAUACUGGUAUUGGAUUGGAGCCGCAGCUCUUCUGGGGUUCAUGGUUCUUUUCAACGUCCUAUUUACGUUAUCGCUCGUGUACCUAAACCCUCUUGGAAAGCCCCAGGCAGUAAUUUCUGAAGAAUUGGCAAAUGAGCAAAACAACCAGGGAAUAUCAAGAGUCAAACCUAUUAGUUCAACAAAUGAAAAUAAAAUGAGAGAAUUGCAAUCCCUGAGAACAAGUAGUAAAUCCAAUACCAAGGUUACCAGCAUUUUGGCAGCAGAUGAGGUUGUUCCAAAGAGAGGGAUGGUUCUUCCAUUUACACCUCUAGCAAUGUCCUUUGACAGUGUAAACUACUACGUGCACAUGCCCUCAGAAAUGAAGGAUCAAGGUGUGACCGAGGAUAGGCUGCAGCUACUUCGAGAAGUGACUGGAGCAUUUAGGCCUGGAAUCCUGACAGCUUUGAUGGGAGUCAGUGGGGCUGGAAAGACGACAUUGAUGGAUGUUCUAGCUGGACGAAAAACGGGGGGUUACAUUGAAGGUGAUAUAAGAAUUUCUGGGUUCACCAAGAAGCAAGAAACAUUUGCCAGAACUUCUGGUUACUGUGAGCAGACUGAUAUUCACUCCCCUCAAGUCACAGUUAGAGAGUCCUUGAUCUACUCAGCUUUCCUACGACUCCCUCAAGAAGUCAGCAAUAAAGAAAAAACGGUUUUUGUGGAUGAAGUGAUGGAAUUAGUAGAGCUCAAAAAUCUUAAAAAUGCUAUAGUGGGGCUUCCAGGAAUCACGGGUCUGUCCACAGAACAAAGGAAGAGGUUGACAAUAGCAGUGGAGCUUGUUGCUAAUCCUUCAAUCAUAUUUUUGGAUGAACCAACUUCAGGGCUUGAUGCAAGGGCAGCAGCCAUAGUUAUGAGGACUGUGAGGAAUACAGUGGACACUGGAAGAACAGUUGUCUGCACAAUUCAUCAGCCUAGUAUUGACAUCUUUGAAGCCUUUGAUGAGCUGCUAAUGAUGAAGAGAGGGGGACAAGUCAUCUACUCAGGUCCCUUGGGUCGGAAUUCUUGCAAAGUCAUUGAAUAUUUUGAGGCAGUUCCUGGAGUCAAUAAAAUUAAAGAGAAACAAAACCCAGCAGCAUGGAUGCUGGAAGCAAGCUCGGUCGCAUCCGAAGUCCGACUUGGAAUUGAUUUUGCUGAGCACUACAAAUCGUCAUCCUUGUAUCAACAAAUCAAUGCACUAGUAAAAGAUUUGGAGAUUCCACCAGAAGGGUCAAAAGAUCUCUAUUUUCCCACUCAGUACUCUCAGUCCACAUGGGGCCAAUUCAAAUCCUGCCUAUGGAAGCAGUGGUGGACUUAUUGGAGAAGUCCUGAUUAUAACCUCGUUCGGUACUUCUUCACAUUGGCAGCUGCCCUUGUGCUUGGCACAAUUUUCUGGCAGGUUGGCACAGAAAGGGAGAAUUCAUCUGAUCUCACUAUGAUCAUUGGAGCCAUGUACGUUUCUGUCCUAUUUGUUGGAAUUAACAACUGCUCAACGGUGCAGCCAGUUGUAGCUGUUGAAAGAACUGUUUUCUAUAGAGAAAAGGCAGCUGGGAUGUACUCAGCUUUACCAUAUGCCAUGGCACAGGUUAUUGUUGAAAUACCAUAUAUAUUCGUCCAAACUACUUAUUAUUCACUUAUAGUGUAUGCAAUGGUGAGCUUUCAAUGGACAGCAGCGAAGUUCUUGUGGUUCUUCUUCAUCACCUUCUUCUCCUUCCUCUACUUCACUUACUACGGGAUGAUGACGGUUUCAAUCACACCGAAUCACGAAGCAGCUGCCAUUUUUGCAUCAGCAUUUUAUGCACUCUUCACUCUCUUCUCUGGCUUUUUUAUCCCCAAACCAAGAAUACCCAAUUGGUGGAUAUGGUACUACUAUCUCUGCCCGGUGGCAUGGACAGUUUAUGGACUAAUUGUCUCACAGUAUGGUGACAUUGAGGACACUAUCAAAGUGCCUGGAAUCGUGCCUGAUCCAACCAUCAAGUGGUAUGUGGAAAACCAUUUCGGGUACAACUUGAACUUCAUGGGGCCAACUGCUGCAAUUUUAGUCAUGUUUGCAGCCUUUUUUGCCCUCAUGUUUGCAGUCUGCAUCAAGAGAUUGAACUUCCAAAACAGGUAGUUCAGGUGUGUAGGGCUCUUAGAAUGUGAUAAUUUGGAUAGCCAUUUUUUGUCACUAUGAUUUGUUGUAAAUAUGUAAAUCACAUAGUAAGAGGAAAAAAGAAGGCAAAAGCCAGCGAAUGUAAUGGAUUUGAGCAAAUGUUAACUACAUUUAAAUCCAUGUUUUGGGAAUCAUGUA
This is a messenger RNA of Corylus avellana, 4506 nucleotides long. Its product is annotated as ABC transporter G family member 42. NCBI's taxonomy places the organism in Eukaryota, Viridiplantae, Streptophyta, Magnoliopsida, Fagales, Betulaceae. Gene Ontology annotation, molecular function: ATP hydrolysis activity; ATP binding; ABC-type transporter activity. The record is from RefSeq and is a predicted model, not a curated record. Gene Ontology annotation, cellular component: membrane.